AAUACAUUUCUAUGCAUCUUAAAACUUUAUGUUUCGAACUGUUAAAAUUACUUAAAAGAUUUUUAAUGAAGAUGGUAUUGUUUUAUAGAUAGUUGAUCAUACCUACCGCAUACUUAAUGUUAAUGCAAAGUUCCCGGGAUCAACACAUGAUUCCCACAUUUGGAAAAUGUCAUUAAUUAGAAACCAUUUAAGUAAUACAUAUAGGCAUGAUCAUGAAUGGCUUUUAGGUGAUAGUGGUUAUCCAUUAGAACCUUGGUUACUAACACCUUUCAGUAACCCAGAAGAUGGAAGUCUAGAAAGCAGAUUUAAUAAUAAGCUCACUUCGGCUAGAUCGAUUGUAGAACGAGCUAUUGGUAUGCUGAAAGGUCGCUGGAGAUGCCUUUGCAAACAAAGAAUGUUGCACUAUAAACCAACAACUGCAAGUAAAAUUAUUAAUGCCUGCUCAGUUCUCCACAAUAUUUGUAUUGACAAUUUUGAUGCCAAUAGUGAAGAUGAAGAAUAUUAUGAACCUUAUGAUGCUAAUGACCAAGUACAGUUUCCAGCAGGAAAUGCUCUUCACACAGAGGGUAAUAAUAAUCGAUCAGAAAUUAUGGAUUAUAUUCAGCGUAAUCAAUAA
Molecule: messenger RNA, 616 nt
Organism: Rhopalosiphum padi (bird cherry-oat aphid)
Lineage: Eukaryota; Metazoa; Arthropoda; Insecta; Hemiptera; Aphididae
Product: putative nuclease HARBI1
Exons: 1
Coding region: 167-616 (149 amino acids)
Source: RefSeq, a predicted model, not a curated record